AUGGCCCUCAUCCGCGGGACAAUGAGCAGUCCGGACAAUACCACCGUCUUCGCGACCUGCGAACACCACAAAGUUAAUGUCCCCGCGCGGUCUGCGCAUUUGAGUUUGCGCGAGGAAUUGAGGAACGAAAUUGCAAAGAGAGGUGGGAGAGAAUGGUUAGACGAAGGCGUGGAGGAACUUAUCAAGAGUCGAAGGGAUAGGAGGAACAGAGUUGAGAGCGGGACCGUCAAGUUAUGA
Rhinocladiella mackenziei CBS 650.93 is the source of this 237-nucleotide messenger RNA. RefSeq lists its product as uncharacterized. The record is from RefSeq and is a predicted model, not a curated record. The transcript has a single exon. Bases 1 to 237 code for a protein of 78 amino acids. NCBI's taxonomy places the organism in Eukaryota, Fungi, Ascomycota, Eurotiomycetes, Chaetothyriales, Herpotrichiellaceae.